Oryzias melastigma (Indian medaka) is the source of this 1897-nucleotide messenger RNA. It is a transcript of the gene rab42b, whose product is annotated as RAB42, member RAS oncogene family. Gene Ontology annotation, molecular function: GTP binding; GTPase activity. The transcript is spliced from 3 exons. NCBI's taxonomy places the organism in Eukaryota, Metazoa, Chordata, Actinopteri, Beloniformes, Adrianichthyidae. The record is from RefSeq and is a predicted model, not a curated record. Bases 1085 to 1750 code for a protein of 221 amino acids.
AAGAUGAUUUAAAGUGGGACUUUAUUUGGAUUUCAGUCACAUUUUUGUUGCUUUAUAAAGUUCCUUCUCAAUAUGUUCCCUAUAACACCAGUUUUGAGACUUGUGACCUCUUUUUCCUACCCGUAAAUCUGUAUUAGUAAUCUCUUGACAUAUAACGCCGUCACCCUGAACCUCCUGAAGAAACAAACUGUGCUGAUGCAAAGUCAUCUGACAAUCAGCCAACUUGAAAUGACCGCUGAGUCAACAACUGAGGCAGAUGGGCAAACAGUUUGGCGUCUGCAAACCGAUAUUGCAAAAGUAAAAGAAUUAUCCCUGAAGUUUAAAAGGGAUCAAACAUCCAUUCAGCAUUUUCGUUCUUUCACAAUUAAAGCACCAUUUAUUUACUUAGUUUUCUAGAAGUUGAAUGUCAUUUUUUGCAUGCUUAAAGAGAGUUUUGCUCUAACAAUGCUGCAUUAAGAAUUGUUUCAUUUCUAAAAAUAAACACAAAUGCAGCUUCCCAAAGGAGACUUCUGUUUACAUCCGGAGUGUUUCCCAGAGACAAUUUCUUAUCAACUUCCCCUUUUGGCAACAGUGUCCACUCCACAAAUGGUCAUAAAGUUACUUCAUUUCUAACUUUAGCUAUAAUUUAAAGCAUACAUAUGACAGCAGGAAACUGUACUUUGCCUUGAUAUUUAGUCAGAUAUUGCAACCACUUCCUCCUAACGUCCCUCCCUUUCCAUAACAGCCCUCCCUUUGUCCUGGCGUCCUGGCCCCUCCUUUUGUCAAGUCUCCACAGGCAAACUUCUCAAGUCCACGCCCCUGCACGGCAGCACUCCAACACAUGCUUCCAGUAGCAGCGAUGAUCAGCUGCUCCGACCUGUGGGGGAACUGGGAUCGAGAGACAUUUUUCCACACACCUGCUCGUGAGAGGGACUGGAUAAGUCAUGGAGAUGAGCCGGAGAAGUGUGGAAUCCAUAGCGUUCUGACAUGGCUCUGACCACAGACUACCACUGCGAGAUCAACAGGGAGUGGCUGUUAAGUUGUUUCACAAUAUCUGCAGCAUCAGAGAAUUCCUUGUUUUCCUCUGGUCUUUUGCCCAGCUACAAUGGACCUGACGUUGUGGCAGUACCAGUUCCGGAUCAUCAUGCUGGGGGACUCCACCGUGGGGAAGUCUUCUCUGCUGAAGCGCUACACUGAGGACUUGUUCCUGGAGUCCAUCAACCAAACUGUAGGUGUGGACUUCUAUGUCAGCUUCCUGGAGGUGGAGCCGGGGGUGCGUGUCAAGCUGCAGUUUUGGGACACGGCCGGGCAGGAGAGGUUCAGGUCAGUGACACGCUCCUACUACCGCAACUCCGUCGGAGGCCUGCUGGUGUUCGACAUGACCAACCGAGACUCCUUUGACCACAUCAAAGAGUGGCACGACGAGGUGUGCGAGCGAGUGCAGCCGCACAAGGUUCUGUUCGUCCUGGUGGGCCAGAAGAGCGACAGGGACGCCGACGGCGAGAGGGCGGUGAGCCGCGUGGAGGCCGAGAAACUGGCCGGACAGCUCGGGCUGCCCUACGUGGAGGCCUCGGCGAAGACUGGCCACAACGUCAGGGAGUGCUUUGAGCUCCUCACCCGACGGGUUUAUCAGGGUCUGCUGAGCGGCGAGGUCGAGCUGCAGGAGGGCUGGGAUGGCGUUAAGUGUGCCGCCCCGCAGGCACUGCAGCUCCAAAAGGCCAGCAGUUCUCAAGCCAGCGCGGCUUCAAAGAAAAAGAAAUGUUGUGAGUAAAUGCUGGACGGACAACAAGCACUCUCAAAGGAGGAGGGGAAACUUAUGGCUGGGAUGUUCACUAAAAUGUUGUUUUUUUGCCUAUGAAAGUAAGCCGGUACCAUGAGACGAACGGAUCCAUAACAAAUAAAAACUUUUGUGGUGGCA